AUGGCCGAACCGAUCAGAAACAAGCGUUUGAACGAUCUCGCCGCGGGUGCGCCCACCCCCCAGAACACCCCCGCGACUGCGACGAACUCGUACAUCGAUUCGCACGCCUCCUUGCCCACAAUCAACACCAUCCAGGAGGAAGACAAAGCUGCUGUCGUCGCUGGUCUUAACAACCCUGCCCUGAUCUCGAUGAUUCAGGGAAAGCUCGGUGGUCUCGUCGGUCGAUCGUCGGGUUACAUUGAGACCUUGCCCGCGCCGGUCCGCAACCGUGUCACCGGUCUCAAGGGACUCCAGAAGGAGUAUGCCGAUCUCGAGAGCGAAUUCAGAAAAGAGAGCCUCGAGCUGGAGAAGAAGUACGCUGCCAAGUACAAGCCUCUGUUUGAGAAGCGUUCAAAGAUUAUCACUGGUGAAGUGGAGCCUACCGAGGCAGAGAUAGAAGCUGGCAAGGAAGAGGAGGAGGAUGAGGAGGAAGAGGAGGAAGAGGAGGAGGAGGAGGAUGAGGAGAAGGACGAGGAGGAAUUCAAGUCGCCAAUUCCUGCUGAUGCCAAGGGUAUUCCCGAGUUCUGGCUCACAGCUAUCAAGAACAUUCCCUUGAUUGCCGAGACUAUCACUGAGCAGGACGAGGAGGCUCUGAAGUACCUUGUUGACAUUCGUUCGGAGUUCAUUGACCAGCCUGGAUUCAAGCUGCUGUUUGACUUUGCUGAGAACGAGUUCUUCACCAACAAGACUCUCACCAAGACAUACUACUAUCAGGAUGAGACCACUCCUGAUGGAGACUACAUCUACGACCAUGCUGAUGGCGACAAGAUUGAGUGGAAGGCGAACAAGAACUUGACGGUCAAGAUUGAGAAGAAGAAGCAGAGAAAUAAGCACACAAAGGCCACUCGCACGGUCGAGAAGGUUAUCCCGACCGAGAGCUUCUUCAACUUCUUCAGCCCGCCUAUUGCGCCCGAGGAUGAGGAUGACGAGGAUAUCCCAGAGGACCUCGAGGAGAGAUUGCAGCUCGACUACCACCUCGGAGAGGAGAUCAAGGACAAGUUGAUCCCGCGUGCGAUUGACUGGUACACGGGCAAGGCGCUUGACUUUGACUUUGACGACUUUGACCCGGAUGACUUGGAUGACUUCGAUGAUGAGGAUGAUGUUGAUGACGAUGAUGACGACGAUGACGACGACGAUGACGACGAGGACGGAGAUGCUAAGCCGAAGCAGGAGGCUGCUGAGUGCAAGCAGUCGUAA
This is a messenger RNA of Myxozyma melibiosi, 1236 nucleotides long. Its product is annotated as putative nucleosome assembly protein Nap1. Gene Ontology annotation, molecular function: histone binding; chromatin binding. The transcript has 2 exons. Gene Ontology annotation, cellular component: chromatin; nucleus. The coding region runs from base 1 to 1236 and encodes 411 amino acids. Lineage: Eukaryota; Fungi; Ascomycota; Lipomycetes; Lipomycetales; Lipomycetaceae. Gene Ontology annotation, biological process: nucleosome assembly. The record is from RefSeq and is a predicted model, not a curated record.